AUGGCCAAAGUACAACGAGGACCGACGGUUUCGUCGGCGGCAGUCACACACUAUGGCGAAUGGAACGAAGAGUCGCGGGAGAUCGCGGUACUAAGCUUUUUUGAAAAGUAUGAUGCAAUGGUCAAGAGCUGUGACUUCUCCGGCUCUUAUCACGACUGGUUCGCUCCAAGCGCCGAAUUCCAUGCCAACACGGGAGAAACCUACUCUAGCGGAGCCGAAAUAUGGGAAUGGAUGAAGAGCCCAGCGCUCUUUGGCAUCUAUGCACGGGUUGUACCUGAGAACCGUAUUUCCACUGUUAUUUACGGAGGGCAUGAGAAGGGUGAUUGCUUAAUCCAUCAGCAGGACUUAGUGUUUUAUCAGAGGGAAGGGAAGUUGAAGGCGGUGGGUAUUCCUGUUAGAAGAACCAUCGAAUUUGUGUCUGGGCCAAGUGAGAUUGACGGUCAGGGUACAGAUGGACUGCAGUACUUUGUGGGAAAGACUUUCUGGGACACCAAUGUGCUCGCUGCAGAACUGGCGCGUAGAGAGACGCUAUGA
This is a messenger RNA of Talaromyces amestolkiae, 534 nucleotides long. RefSeq lists its product as uncharacterized. The record is from RefSeq and is a predicted model, not a curated record. The coding region runs from base 1 to 534 and encodes 177 amino acids. NCBI's taxonomy places the organism in Eukaryota, Fungi, Ascomycota, Eurotiomycetes, Eurotiales, Trichocomaceae. The transcript has a single exon.